This is a messenger RNA of Trifolium pratense (red clover), 1595 nucleotides long. Its product is annotated as probable protein S-acyltransferase 16. The transcript has 7 exons. NCBI's taxonomy places the organism in Eukaryota, Viridiplantae, Streptophyta, Magnoliopsida, Fabales, Fabaceae. Gene Ontology annotation, molecular function: palmitoyltransferase activity. The record is from RefSeq and is a predicted model, not a curated record. The coding region runs from base 228 to 1106 and encodes 292 amino acids.
GCUUCAAUCAACAAUUUCAAUAUUCAAUUCAAUAAAGUAAGUAAAACUAAAAAAACAUUAUAGUAUCAUGAAUUUAAUUAAAUUAAAUUUAAUUCAUUAAUUUAUUUGUUGAAACAAACACAACACAAGUAAGCAAAACACCAAACCAAACCAAACCAAACCAAACCAACAACCUUCUCUUUAAUUCAUUCUCACGAAAACGCCGUCGUUUUGAUAACGCCGGCGAAAUGGCCGAGAAAGCGAAGCCGCAACAACAACAGCGCUUCGCGUUCUCGCUUCCGGUAACCGUCGUCGUUUCAUCAAUCGUUUACAUUUACAUUUCCACCAUCUUCGUUUUCAUUGAUCGAUGGUUUGGUCUUUUCUCUUCACCUGGAAUCGCAAACGCCGUCGUUUUCACCGCUAUCGCUUCGAUGUGUAUCUUUUCUUACCGCACCGCUAUUUCCACGGAUCCGGGUCGGGUUCCGUCUACUUAUACACCUGAUAUUGAAGAUAAUCAAACCCCUAUGCAUGAGAUCAAACGCAAGGGUGGAGAUUUGCGAUAUUGCCAAAAAUGUUCUCAUUAUAAGCCUCCCCGUGCACAUCAUUGCCGGGUUUGUAAAAGAUGUGUUCUACGUAUGGAUCACCAUUGCAUUUGGAUAAAUAACUGUGUCGGUCAUGCAAACUACAAGAUCUUCUUCAUUUUUGUCAUGUAUGCUGUAGUUGCAUGCAUUUACUCCAUGGUCUUACUUGUUGGUAGUCUAACUUAUGAUGGUUUAUCGGAUGAAGAGAAAAACGGCGGCUCUUUCAGAACUGUAUAUGUUGUUUCUGGGAUCUUACUAGUCCCCUUAUCUAUAGCAUUAUGUGUUCUUAUAGGAUGGCAUAUUUAUCUCAUCCUACAUAACAAUACCACAAUAGAGUAUUAUGAAGGAGUGAGGGCUUUGUGGCUUCAAGAGAAGGGUGGGAGUAUCUAUAAACAUCCAUAUGACCUUGGCCCAUAUGAGAAUUUGACAUCGGUUUUGGGACCGAAUAUCCUUAGCUGGCUGUGGCCAACGGCAAACCAUAUAGGUUCUGGACUUCGGUUCCGCACUGUCUAUGAUCUCUCAAAAGCUGCAUCAACAUCGAAAUGAGUUUUCACAUUCCUUUGCAGUGGUAUAUUAACAUUUGUUGAGAAGAAAAAUUAUGUGAUGACACUGCUGAAUGACUGGUAAGGUGCUAUCUGCUAUCCCAAAUUCGAAAUAUAUAGAUUAGCCUUUUCACAAUUGCUGAAGUGUAGGUGUUGAAGAGCUGUAUGCUGCAUAUACCUGAGGCAAUUAUGUAAUGUAUAUGCUCAUAAGGAUAUCGAUAACAUACAGUUUUUUCUUUCUCUGUUUUUUUUAACCGUUUGUUAGACAUAGAAUAGGCUUCUUUUCCUCCGCUCCCCAUCUUCCGGUCUUGUUAGGUUUUGGAUGAUGUCGGGUUACAACUGUAGAGUUUUGUUGAUAAAACUAAUGUACAAAGAAACCAGCUCAUCAAAGUGCUGUGCUGUCAAGGCAUUGCUUAACCAUUGUGAAAAGUUGUAUUUUAGAACUGUAUUUUAUGUAUCUUAAAAUUGAUGAAAUAAUAACAUAGUUAUAUUA